Molecule: messenger RNA, 1107 nt
Organism: Lottia gigantea (owl limpet)
Lineage: Eukaryota; Metazoa; Mollusca; Gastropoda; Lottiidae
Exons: 7
Coding region: 1-1107 (368 amino acids)
Biological process (GO): regulation of DNA-templated transcription
Cellular component (GO): nucleus
Molecular function (GO): sequence-specific DNA binding; nuclear steroid receptor activity; steroid binding
Source: RefSeq, a predicted model, not a curated record
AUGACAUUAUUAUGUUAUCUAGGAAAUGGCACACCAUCUAAAGUAUGUCAAGUAUGUAAUGAUAAUGCCUCAGGAUUUCACUAUGGGGUGUGGUCCUGUGAGGGCUGUAAAGCAUUCUUCAAAAGAAGCAUACAAGGCCCGGUUGAUUAUGUGUGUCCAGCAACAAAUAACUGUACAAUAGACAAACAUAGACGUAAAAGUUGUCAAGCUUGUCGUUUGAGGAAGUGUUAUGAAGUAGGAAUGAAUAAAGGUUAUCAAAGAAAAGAAAGAAAGAGUAGUGGAGGUGGGGGAGGGGGUAAAGGUAAAAGAUGUCGAGCCGAUUCUUCAGAGAUGGCUGUUAAUUCAACUUCUGGUUCACUCAUUCCUUCAAAAUGUGCCAAACGAAGUCGAGCUUAUAUGAUUUUGGAAGCUUUACAGAAAGCUGAUCUGCCUGUAUUGGAGAGCUUCCAUAAUCAUAAUAUACCACCUUCUCGAAUACAUUUAUUAAAUACACUGAUUAAAUUAGCUGAUAGAGAACUAGUGUACCUGAUAAAUUGGGCUAAACACGUUCCUGGCUAUACAGACUUAUCUUUAAGUGAUCAAGUACAUCUAAUAGAAUGUUGUUGGAUGGAAUUAUUAUUAUUAAAUUGUGCAUUUCGUUCUAUGGACCAUGAGGGAAAACGUCUAGUCUUUGCUCCUGAUUUCCAUCUUGACAGACAAUUAUGGAAUUUAACUGGAAUGACAGAGAUAUUAGAACAAGUUGCAGCAGUAUCAGAAUUAAUGGUACAAUAUUGUAUUAGUAAAGAAGAACUGUUACUUUUACAGGCAACAGUAUUAGUAAAUGCAGAGGUAAGAAGACUAGCUAGUUUUAGUCGAAUACAAGAUAUGAGACAAGUAAUACUGGAUGCCCUAGUUGAAACAUCGGGCCGAUUUCACGCUGAUAAUAGUCGACACGUUCCCUCGAUACUACUUUUAUUAACCCAUAUACGACAAGCUGGAGAGCGAGGAAUAGCUUAUUUCCAACAAUUAAAACGAGAGGGAUGUGUUGUUUUCUGUGAUUUGCUGACUGAAAUGUUAGAAGCUCAUAAUAAUAUGGGUGAACGGCGAGUAAGCAAUGAAGUGGAAUGA